Molecule: messenger RNA, 8343 nt
Organism: Pogonomyrmex barbatus (red harvester ant)
Lineage: Eukaryota; Metazoa; Arthropoda; Insecta; Hymenoptera; Formicidae
Molecular function (GO): protein dimerization activity
Source: RefSeq, a predicted model, not a curated record
AUUGCAAAGCAAAAUUGAAUUGAAGAAGAAUUCCAGAAUUCUCUUCGAAGUUAAUAUUCCUUAUAUGUAAAUACUCAAGGACGAUUUGCGUAUAUAUGGAAUGUAUUGUUUAAGAAAACAAGUCGAUAUCGCUGACAGUUGUGUUUCCGUUUCCACGUCCUUGUCCUUGUUCCGUAAAGCUUUUAUAAUGUCGAGGCGACUUGCGCGUUCCGUUUCAAGUAAAGUUUACGCAUGAUCGGACACCGCGACCGCGAGUAGAUCAUCGUGAAAGGCGCUUCUCCCGAUGAGAUCAAGCCAUGCCAGUUGCCGAAGGUCAUAGUACGUGAGAUCGCUGGAUCAUCGAUCUCCGCGCCGAUUCGAAAUAAUCCCGCGGGCAAAAAGAAAGUCCGUUUCCAGUCUUUCCUCACGUCUCUCACAUUUACGUAAAGCGCGAGUCGCGCAAUCAUUCGUAUUUUAAACGGGCGUGGGAGGAGGGACAAUAUAUAAAAGAAAAAGGGCACAGAGUACAACAGCUGAAAAAGCAUGACCUCGUCAUGCUUUGACGUCACGUCAUCGAACAUAGAAGAGAAAUAGUGAUAUGUCGUUUUAACUACGUUACGUUUUUAAUGCGCUUAAAAUAAAACGGGUAUAUAAUUAGACGGACAGAAAAAGAGGAAAAAUGAAGAACGCGCGAAAGUACAGGUUCGAAAUAUAAAAAUAAUACCGACGUUCUCGGCGAUCAAAGAGCGAGUGGCGCGUCACUCGAUUUCAUCUUCCACCGCUAACUUCGCAGUGGGAGCCUCAUCGUUCCAUCGGUAAGACAGAUCCCUCUCUUACGAUGGCGUGACGAAAACUCAGUCGGGAGUUGCCGCUCUAUUCCGCUCGCUUCCCUCUACCGCUACGUUCUGCAGCCAGCUGUGCCGCGCACUGUGUUUUGCGUUUCGCGAGAGUACGUCAGCCGAACGAGAAUGUCGGAGACACCAGAACGAUUCUUGCGAGCGUGUAACGUCGGUGGCAAGUGACGCACCGGCGCUUCUCGCGGCACGCUGUCUGCAAAACGAUGUCAAGCGGAUAAAUUAUGCCACGAAAGGAGAACACCAAAGCAAAAACAUGGGAGCGAGAUCGAAGAAAACGUAUGAACACGUACUUCAAGACAUUGGCGGAUCUUCUGCCGCCACAUCAGGAAGGUCGCAAGCGCAACAAGGUCGACAUCCUGAUCCACGCUUCGAAGUACAUAAAAGACCUCCAUAGUCGUACUGAGGAAUUAUUCUCCACUCACGCUUCUGAGGCGCACAAAGAAGAAUUGGCUCGCUUAAAAAAACUUGUAACACAGCUGAUGUCACGUACUCAGUUAUUAUCUGCUCUUCUCAAAGAAGCAGGAAUUUCUGUGCCAGCUGAACCAGCUCUUGAAAAAAUAUCUCCUUUGAAGUGGUCGAAUAAAAUUAAUGUCGAUGAUGUAGAUAAAUACUUUGAUAAAAUUGAAGAAAAAAAAACAUUAGAAAAGAAGAAGAAAGAAAAAUCCGAGAAUAAAGUGCCUUCUAAGAGAAAAUCUACAACGCCAUCGGCUUCGAAAAAGUUGUCCGAGGAAACUACCACUGCUAAGCAUGUCUGUAAUUCGAUAGAGAAUCAAGAGAAUCGAGUGAACUGUGCUAAUAGCAAAAAUUUUAAUUCUGAUAAUACAAAUAGUUUAACUGGAACUGAGUCAAAGGAAGCGGAAUAUCAAAAUGAUUCUAUCAAUGAGGGAACUGCAACAGAUUCAGUCAAUACAAAAAAACGAACUGAUAAGAAAGAUGAAUCGAAAAAGAAAACAAAAGAUGAAAAGUCGUUGAAGAAGAAACGUAAAUGUAAGGAUGAAAAAAAUUCGACGUUACCACGUGUGGCCAAUACUGUCACCAAUUUAACUCCUAGUACUCUUAUUUUGUCUGGUGGAAAACUAAUGCCUCUCGUAACUCCGAUGACGUCGAACAUCAUCGUGAAUACGCAGCAAGCGCCUACGAAUCCGAUAAUUCUCGGUAAUACGCAACAGAGUCAGAUGAUUGUAAUGCAACCCUUAGCGAAUCGUGUUCAGAAUUCCGUUGUCUCUAUAUGCAAUCACGCUUUGAUCAAUACUGUGCAAAAAGUUACUCUGAAUACCGUUCCGAAUAUUCGCGCGAAUAUGGUUGUCGAUUCUCAUAAUUGGGCAUCUAAUGUGAAAAAUAUUAUUAAUGCUACGAAAAUCGGUGGACAUAAGACUAUUUUGCCGAAGGGUAAAGAGAUUACAAAGACGACUAUGGCUUAUAAAGUGCCUAUUCCGGCGAUACAUAAAGAGAAGGUGGAGAAGCCCAAAGAUAGUGCGAAUAAAAAGGAAUCUGAGGUAAAAACCAAAAAUAGCAAGAAUCAUUCCAAGAGCCAGAAAAACAUUCAAAGUGUUCAGCCAGAAACGAUUGAAGAGUUAAACGUCGAGAAGAAAUCAUCGAAGGAAACUGCCAAGAUUCAAGAGGAUAUAGCUGUCUCGCAAAAAGGUCCAUUUAAACGCGGUUUAUCUAUGGAAUCUGACUCCGCAGAUGAGCCGGAAGAUAAAAAGCGAAAAGACACAAACGAAGAAGUAAAAUCCGUCCAACCGACAACUUCAAAAGCGACGGAUUUCUCAGCCAUCUGCAAACCCAUUGUAAGUUUGAAGCACGUUAUCGAGAAAAUAGGAGAAAACAUUCAAGACGAACGUGCGAUUGUGAACAGUGAAAUGGAAUCCGCUACCGCGAAAUUAAGUAAUACGAUUACUCAAACAGCGAACGAUUCUAAUUGUGAAGAAACGACAAGCAAGUUGAUGGACAUUGUGGAUACGAAUUGCUUCGAGAUGAAUAAGAAAACUGAAGAUAUCGUUGCAACACAGAGUGUUCUCUCAGAUAAGUUUUCUAACGAGUCGCACGAAACAGACGCGCCUGAUCGAUCGUCCAAUGACUUCAACAUGUCGAUAGACAGCAUAAUGGAAAAAAAUGGCGAAAACAUGGAGCAAUUAGGUGCGAAAUCGACCUUGACGGACGUCGAAGCGGCGGAGAAGGCCGUCGGUUCGGAUGCGACAAAGAAGACAUGCAAUCUGGGAACACGUUUCGAUAGUCUUCUACGUGUGGCGACGGCCAAGGAACAACAACGUGUCAACGAUGCAAUAAACGGCGCAGAAAGCAACAAGAUCAUUUUAAACUUGGACACGAAUACUACGACGACGAUGAAAUCCGACGCAAAUGUUGUCGAUACUGCAACACCGUCGUCAUCGUCGUCAUCAUUAUCAUCAUCAACAGCUUCAACAUCAUCAUCGCUGACUACUAGCGUGAUCAAUGAUGAGACUAAAUUAACAAAAACUUCAAAAGACGAAAUAUCAAAGUCAUUGUCGUACACUAGUGAGAACACGUUUGUACCGAUCAGCAAUAGAACGGAUGGGCUACACUCGGAUUUGUCCAACGACAUAUUCGCCUCUCUGCAGGUUCCCUCCAGUUCGCAUAAUCCGGAAUCUAUAUCACCCACAGCAGCAUUCUUAAUGGCUUUUCCAUUGGUGUCUUCUUUGAACGGCAAAACCGAGGUAUUGGAUGAAGAAAUGAAAGACGAUUUCAAAUAUCACAGUCAAACUCCACCGAUGUUGUUGCAAAUCGGCACUAUGGAGCCGAACAGCUUUAAGAUUAAGACGUCGUCACCAUCGCACGCGAUUGCGGAGAAGCGGCUGAAAAUCUCCUGUGAGGAGAAACAAACCCCAGUUGCAAACGUGAGCGCGAAUACUGAUAUAAUCGUUCCCAUGGAAUGUGCGACGAAGUCACUACCGAAGGUAGUAAACGAGGAAACUUUACGGGAACCAUAUAAGAUAGUUCAGACCGUCCUAACGCCGAACUUAGAAAAAUCUGUAGUGACCACUAAUGCAUUUCCCUCAGUCAAUUUCUCUGCCGUGGAUUCUUCAUGCAUCGUAGGCAGCUCUUCGAAUCUGGCGACGAAUCAUACGUCUAGUCGUCCGGGUCAAUUGAGGACAGCGAAUGUGCUGAACAGUGCUGACGUAAUCGUAUCUCAGGCGCCGCUCAAUAUCUCCCCUGACAAGAAUGACAUCGCAAAUUGCACACCAUCUCAAGCAUUAACGAGCCGCAAUUCCGAUGUGGCAUACUCCGGGCCGCAAGAUUUUUUGCCGAGCUAUUCGACAAUGGUGGGCAAUGGUCUUGGUCCAUUGCAACAUACAUCCAACUCGCCUAUGUAUAAAAACACCAUCGCGACGACACAGGAAUCGAAUCCCACGAUCGGUUCGCGCGUUGACAAUAUCGACGGUUCCCAGAAUCUAUUGAGCACGCGACUCGAGAACGCAGCAGUGACAACGAAUUCAUCGUCCGCGACUUUGCGAUCCUUGCAAACGGACUAUCCGACUCAAACGAAGGACAAGAGUUCGCAAAGUUCAUCGCACAUGAUUUAUCCGUCACACAAUAAGGAUGUGCUUAUUGAUUCCGCCAGCAUUGUUUCUAAUCAUCGUGUCGAUUAUGCUAAUCAGAUGGACCGAGGUCUUCCGGUGACGUCCCAGAGUAUGCAAAGCUAUUCCGUAUCGACUAAGGAGUCCUCUCUUCCGAUCCUGGCCUCUCAAGACAUGCAACACAUGUAUAACCAAACUAAGGACAGUCAUGUUCUCCUAGAUUUGAACGGUUCUCAGCAGACGUUUACAGUUCAAAAGCACGUUAUCGCGAACUCUCACAACGAUUAUGUUGGAGAUCAAGCAAAAGCGAUAUCGCAGAAGGAUUCGAUAUCGUAUACGGCCCGCAACAACGAAGCCGCGAACACUUCAUCGCGGAAUCAAGAGUACUCCACGAAAACUGCGAGUCAGGGCUCCUCGGAAACCGCCUUCCAACGAAAUUAUUCCAAGCUGAAUAAAAGCACGGAUACAUUGAACAGUCCAAAUCAAGCGAAUCAAGAAACGAAACUGAGCGAUGUGCUCGGCUCCAAGAUCCAAGAACAACAGCACAAUCACAUACGCGACUCGGGCUAUGUUUCCUCGAAGAAGUUGGACGUAGAUCCGUUUGUCCAGUCGUAUCAAUACGACGUCAAGGAAGCGAUGAACAAUUCGAGCGAACGGGCGAAUGUUUUGAACACGAAUACCAGCGACACUCAUAAUAGUUACGUUUCUUAUUCCGGUAAGGAUGAGAAGAAAACGAAUACCGUCUCGGCCAUGGCAAACAACAAUAAUAACAAGCAACCAGUAGGAGUACAGCAAAGCGCCGUUGCACGUUAUUCUCAACAACAGACAUCGUUUGUCGCCACAUCCAACUAUGAACAGAGCACGAUGACGGAGAAUCAUGCCAAGUCAACGACCACCGUGGCUCACAACUCAUCAAACUUUAGUAUUCUUUCGUGGACGACAUUCUCGCCGGUCAGCGGUGGUGGCAGCGGCAACAAUCUAGUGCAUUAUGAUCAGGGACAGUCGCAUCCGAACGAUAAUACCGAAGCGAAGACUAUCUGCGAGAAUUACAGCUACGUACCGUUGCACAAGGACAAUUCGAGUUUUCCCAAUCAAGUAUUGAUUGGCGACAAUUAUCCAAGUAGCUCGAUAUCCCAGCCCAUGACUGGUAUUGACAAAUCGCGACAAGGAAAGAUCGAGUCACAGAAGCAGCCCUUCGUCGAUACCCCAAAGCCCAGGAAUGAUCCAUCGAAGCAGAAUCGGAUGCAAAAUCAGCAGACCGGCAAUGAUUACAAAUUCCCCGAUGGUGGUAAGAGCAAGAACAAAUAUGGUAUGGACUCGGACUACAUGCAGAACGAGUAUGGCAAUAUGGAUCAACAGCAGCAAUCUCAGCAACACGGCCCGAAGAAUCAUCAGAAUCUAUCAUCCAAGCAGGAAAAGACGGUGUACACGUACGAGCCACAGAUUAACUUCGAUCUGACGGAGAGCAACAUGCAGAUGAAAUAUUCAAUCGAGGCUUACACCGGCGUGAACUUCAAGUACGUGGAAAAAACGAUGCAGCAACCGAAUCAGCACAAAUACCAGACUCUUGCUCAAGGACAGGUUUCUGUUUUGCCGCAUGAUAGCGGUUACAGUAGCGACGUGAAGCACAGUCAGCAGCAGCAACAGCAGCAACAACAAUCGCAACAGUCACACAAUAGUAACAAUAAUGGCAGCAACAAUAAAACCAAAGGUAAUCAGCACCAGCAACAUUCAAUAAAGGCACCGGUCAAUUGGAUGAUGACGCCGGAGGUCAAGCACAAUGCCAAUGUCACGGACAUUAUUCUACCGCCGAUUGGCAAGGAAUUGGAUUUUUGUCAGAACAAUCUGUUUGCCCAAACGCCGACGUACAAUCAGGGUACGCCGAAUCAGUUUUACAACAAUUACGACGUCGCCGCCGCACAUAGUUUUCCGAAUCUACCGGUUCUGCAAAGCGACCCGAAGAGACCAACGGAGACCUUCUAUUCCGAGGAGCAACCGUUCCCAUGGUCACCAACGAAGAACACCGUGCAUAAUAACAUCGAUCACACGAUCAGUCAGUCAUCAGUUAAAUGUAUCGAUCAGCACAUUGUACCGUCGAGUUUGCAAAAUCUGGUGGGUGAUCUUGAUUUGAGUGCCAAUCUGGAGAAACAGAAUUUCUUGUUCGGCGCCGCGACUUCAUCGUCGAGAAUCGCCACGGAACAGAGUAAGGAUACGUCCAUAAAGGAGAAAGAGACGAAUAACGUGUCGGGGCGGGAUCUACACGCGAUGUUGAACACUCAAAAUGCUCAGCAUUCGGCUUCCACCUUCCUGUCCGUGAGUCAGCUGGUGGAACACGAAAAAGCGGAGAAGAGUCAUCAACAGCAGAAUCAUCAGCAGCAUCAGCAACAUCAGCAUCAUCAUCCGCAUCAGCAUCAGCAUUCGCAACAACAACAACAGCAGCAGCAACAAGUUAGGAAACAUCAAAGGAAGAAUAACGCGAGUCCUAGAACAACAAGUAAGCGGCAAAUGGACAUUCGUAAGUCUACGGCAACCAACGACAAUAAUAAUUUGCAUCAGCGACACGAGGAGCAAAAAUCGUCCGGACAUGUGUUCACGGAACAGGGCUAUCAGCAACCGCAGCAGCAGCAGCAGCAACAGAAAUAUCAGCAGAAUAACGUUCAUUGGAGAAGCAGAAAUUGCAAAAGCAAUUAUACCGCGGAGGCAUUAAUCGGGACUAGUAUUCACGACACUGGCGGCCACCAGGAUAAACACGCAUCAAUCAAAUUCACGACCAACUACUCGCAGAACAAGUUCCAGAGCGGCUUGUCCGCGGAUACCGCCAUGAUGCCUAUAAAUUAUUUCUCCAGCGCACCGCCAACGGAUGACGGUACCGCGGGCGGUUACGGUCAAUCGGUAGUCAAUCAAAACUUCAACACAUACGCAUAUUCAUCUAAUUCCGCUAAUUCUAUUUAUCCCACCAGUAACUUUAUCACCAGUAUUUCCAACACGCCCAAUAGCUAUAUGGCCAUGCCGUUGCACGAGAACGCCGCUGAUUAUGUUCAGGAGGCCAACAACUUUCUACUGCCAAAUGUGGCUGGAACGAGCAGCUCGUCGAGCGCCAGCACUGCGAAUACAUCCAGUUCAAACACGACUUCCACCACGGCCGGAAACGCCAAUGGGAAGAAUCAGCACUACGGGAAGCAUCCCAACUGCGAUAAACGUUCGUACUCCACUGCUGCGAAAAAGGGCAAACGGAAAGUUCUCGAGACCGGCCCGAUGCAGAAUCUGGAGUUUCCACUGUCCGGCAUCAACUCUCCCUUGGAAGAUUACCAUCACUCGACGUUCCUGGCACCGCCGCCGCCCCCACCUCCGCCACCACCGCCGCCGCCACAUGCCAAUCCUCUCUACCAGAAUCACCCGCAAACGAAUGUCUACGCUAAAACUGUCAACGGUCUUCCACCGCCUCCGCCGUCGGCUAUGGCAAGCGCUCAGGGUGUCGCGACUGUAGGAACGGCUGGUUUCACCAUGAACUCCAACAUGGUCCGCGGAGGAAUCGUCUCGAGCAAUCCGAUGGCCAUGCCGCAUCAUCCAUCGGGUACCAGUCUCACCAAUUUCAACUUGAGUACGAUAUUUCCUGAAAUGAAUGACAAGGUCGGAUAUAAGCCCUCGAACGGUAUACCACCCGGCCUAUCGCAGACAUCCAAUCAAUCUGCGACUUAUGCGCAACGAAGUAAUUAUCCGUCGAACUCUCUGUGUCACUUGCCACAGGUUUCGGAAGGCACGCAAUUCAUUAAUAGCGUCCCAUCGCUUCCCGUACCUCCUGCUCCCCCUCCUCCUCCUCCUGCUGCCCCAAUCCUUCCACACGGAGUAAUCCAUUACAAAAAUCUAUGAUGAAGUUUCAUAGUUUGUGAUACGAUCAUCGUUUGUAUAUAUGUAAAUAAUAUAUAUUAUUCAUUAAAUUAAAAAACGUU